GUAGUAAGCCGGCAAAUGGACAUGGCAUGGCUACGCCCUUGCGUAACGUAACGUGACAUAAAGUAACAAGUUACAUAUGACAAGUGUAAUCCGGUUAUCCAAAGUUCGAUUGAACACUUGUCUAUAAUAGAAAUAAGGUAACCUAGGGCAAUCUUUAUGGUUUGCAACAAACUCCAAAGUUGCAUUGAACGCUGGAUGCUUUAGAAUAAUAUAAAUUGUUCCGUCUGUUUUGAUUCGGACGAUGCGAUUAACCUUAAAUCACUGGAUAUGACUUGUUGAAAAUUUUGAAAUCCUUCAUAAGUAUGGAACAGAGCGACGAGGAAUGGUCAGUCGAAUGCUCUGACGAUGAAAAAUAUGAGGCCACUGCAGCGAAUGAAUGGACUCUGCAGCCAGAAAGUAUAAUGACAUUGAUUGAAGGAUUGGAGGCAAACCAUCACGUUCUUGAACUAGAAUGGAAAUGUCCAGGAAGACGAGGUCCUUCACCAGUACCCACCAAUAAUCGCCAACAAGAUCACACCUCACAGGAUUAUAAAACUGAAGAGAAAUCUGAUUUUGACUUUAUGGAUGAAAUGUCGUCUCCGCGGAUGCCAGUUCGGCGAGUUGGCGAAAGCACUCCGAAAGGUAGUGCCAAGAAAAAGACUGCAAGUUUCAAUGGGGUGUUAUCAACAAUGCUGCGACACCGUCGCUUAGAGCAACAAGAAAUUAACUCUAGCCCGAAAAAGUCAGAAGCAAACUCUCCGCACCCCAAGCCGCAGACAACUCAAUAAGACUUUAUUUCUUAAGUUGGAAUUAUGAAAAUUUACCUACUUUAUUUGUAGGAACAGUUUGUCGGUUUUGCGGGGUUUGACGAUCGGACUCUUCUGGACUAGUAACUUUGCACUCUUUGGUGAUUGAAUUUCAUAUCACCAUUUUUUAAUAACCAGAUAUUCAUUUGUACGAAGAAUCGUUUCAACAAUAACGAAAACAAGGCAAGGUUUUUGGUUGUUGACAGCACACGCCAAAAUCGUUCUUAUACGCGGACGCAUUUUAUAUGCAUAACUAAGAAAAAUACCCUGAAAUACUGUAGCAGAAUUCAAGGUCUGCUCAUACUGGAACAAUAUAAUACCGAUUAGAAACCAUAUCAUGGAGGCAGAAGGUGUGAAUAUAGUAACAUUGCCUAUAACUUAUAAGUUUAUUAUUUUAGACUUGGGAUAAUUAUUUGCAAAUA
Messenger RNA from Diprion similis, 1207 nucleotides. RefSeq lists its product as uncharacterized. Lineage: Eukaryota; Metazoa; Arthropoda; Insecta; Hymenoptera; Diprionidae. The record is from RefSeq and is a predicted model, not a curated record. The coding region runs from base 303 to 767 and encodes 154 amino acids. The transcript has 3 exons.